Molecule: messenger RNA, 527 nt
Organism: Pteronotus mesoamericanus
Lineage: Eukaryota; Metazoa; Chordata; Mammalia; Chiroptera; Mormoopidae
Gene: LY6D
Product: lymphocyte antigen 6 family member D
Exons: 3
Coding region: 1-402 (133 amino acids)
Biological process (GO): lymphocyte differentiation
Cellular component (GO): cell surface
Source: RefSeq, a predicted model, not a curated record
AUGAAGACAGUCCUGCUGCUCCUGGUCGUCCUGGCUGCGGCCACCGGCCCAGCCUGGGCUCUCCGGUGUCACGUGUGCUCCAGUGCCACCGACUGCCUGAAGCCUCAGACCUGCCCGAGCUCCUCGCGCUACUGCAAGACUCAAAGCAAGGUGGACCUGCUGAGAGGGAACCUGGUGGAGAAGGACUGUGCGGACUCGUGCACGCCCGACAGCUACCAGUCCAGCCAGGUCAGCAGCGGCUCGUUCAGCACCCUGUGCUGCCAGGGGGACCUGUGCAACGACCUGAAGCUGCAGACGAGGCUGCCAAACCACGCGCCUGCCCGCGCCCAGCUCUCCGGCUGCGCUCUGCCCCUGGCGCUGGCCUUGGGCCUCCUCGCCCUCCUCCUGGCCCCCGGCCUGUGAGCCCGGGGGAGCCCUUCCCGGAACCCCCGCGGCCCUCUCCCAUGGCGAUGGGGGCCUGGUGGCUUCCUCGAAAGGUCUGGGCUGGAUCCCGUGGGCACAGAGAGCCAGAGAGCCACCCCCCAGGA